AUGCAAAUCUUCUCUCUCCUCCCCCUCCUCCCACUGCUAUGGCAAGCAACCGCACAACCCUUGAAAUCAUCAACCCGACAAAAAUGCCAACAAAACCCCACCCACUGCCCAGCAGGAACAAUAAUAGUCGGCAACAGCACAACAGCAGACUUCCCAACCCUCCAAUCAGCAAUAACCUCCCUGCCAGACGACACAACGCCACAAAUAAUCCUCCUCCUCGCCGGCAUCUACGUCGAACAAGUAAAUAUCACCCGCGCAGGCCCAAUAACACUCCUGGGGCAGACGAAAUCUCCGCACGACGCAUCCAAGAACGAGGUCACGCUCACCUGGGCGGCCGCGAAUAAGGACAGCACGGGACAGAGCGUCGAUAAUGUCUUCUCGAGCGUACUGGUCGUUGCGCCGACGCUGGAUGCGUCCUUGACGGGGUCUGGUACGACGGGUUUUGCGGUGCCCGAUGAUACGCCGUUUGGGAAUUCGGAUUUUAGGGUCUAUAAUGUUGACUUUCGGAAUACUUGGGCUGAGUACUCGGAUGGGCCGGCUCAUGCGCUCAGUUUUAGUCGAGCUAAUGGUGGGUUCUAUUUUUGUGGGUUUUAUUCUUAUCAGGAUACGGUCUACGUAGGCAAACUCGGUAACGCCUACUUCUACAAAAGCAUAAUAGCCGGCCAAACAGACUUCAUCUACGGCUUCGGCACAGCCUGGAUCCAAUCCAGCAAACUACAACUCCGCUCCUGCGGCGGCGGGAUAACAGCCUGGAAAGGCACGAACACGACCUUUGAAAACAAGUACGGCGUGUACAUCGUCGACUCGACCGUGCAGGCCGCCAACGCUUCCAUCGCGGCUGAUAUCAAGGGUGCGUGUGCGCUCGGUCGACCGUGGAACUCGCAGCAUCGCUCGAUCUUUGCGAGGUGCUAUGAGGAUGGGAGCAUUGAGCCCAGUGGGUAUAUUGAUUGGGUUGUUUCAGGUGUGGCGAGGUAUGUGAAGGGGACGACGCUUAUGGCGGAGUAUAGGAUUAGUGGUCCGGGGUUUAAUAAAACUGGGAGGGUGGAGGGUGGUGUUACGGCGCUCUUGACGAAGAGUGCUUGGAAGGGGUAUAGUGAGCCGGUGAAGGUGUUUCAGGAUCAGGAGGGGGUUUUUGGGGACGUGGAAUGGAUUGAUUGGGAGGUUGUUGGUGGAGAGUAG
This is a messenger RNA of Penicillium argentinense, 1179 nucleotides long. Its product is annotated as putative pectin methylesterase. The transcript has 2 exons. Gene Ontology annotation, biological process: cell wall modification. Gene Ontology annotation, molecular function: pectinesterase activity. The coding region runs from base 1 to 1179 and encodes 392 amino acids. The record is from RefSeq and is a predicted model, not a curated record. NCBI's taxonomy places the organism in Eukaryota, Fungi, Ascomycota, Eurotiomycetes, Eurotiales, Aspergillaceae.